This is a messenger RNA of Paramecium pentaurelia, 488 nucleotides long. The record is from the annotation of a GenBank genome assembly. NCBI's taxonomy places the organism in Eukaryota, Ciliophora, Oligohymenophorea, Peniculida, Parameciidae.
AUGAUAAACAGAUUAAAUAAAGAACUUAAAGAUUUGACAAUUUUAACACUCUACCUUGGGUAAAAUAAUACCUGAUCCUGAUCUAAGAUUAUAGUAAAGGUUUAAUAUAUAAAUAUUAGAUGGAUGGCAAUAGUGACAGGACCAGAAGGCACACCUUAUCAAGGAUGAAAGUUUAAACUCUCCAGAGAAUUACCCAUUUAAAACUACGUUCUUUUAGUUCUAAACUAAAAUAUUCCAUUCAAAUAUUGGUGAAGAUGGCUUGUUGUGUGAAGAUAAGAUUGAAACGAAGGUAUUUUUGAUUACAUUGUAUAAAGGAAAAAUGGUAACCAACAAAGACGGUCAAAUAUUUAUUGAAAUUAAUCUACAAAAUCCUAAGAUAAGUCAAUCCUUAUGACUUUCAUAACAUGGAAGCAAUGAAUAUGUACCGUGAAGACAAGAAUAAAUUUGAAGAGUUUGCUAGAAUUUAAACAAAAAAGCAUGCUACAUGA